Molecule: messenger RNA, 1095 nt
Organism: Grosmannia clavigera kw1407
Lineage: Eukaryota; Fungi; Ascomycota; Sordariomycetes; Ophiostomatales; Ophiostomataceae
Exons: 4
Coding region: 1-1095 (364 amino acids)
Source: RefSeq, a predicted model, not a curated record
AUGCUCAACCUGGCCGACAGUGAUGCGCCGUCGACGGCCCCGGCCGGGAUCAGAUGCAGGACCACGCCGGCGACGGGCGUCUCCUCGUCGCACGUCCUGCAAACCACGUCGUCGUCGGCGGCAGUAGCCGGUCACAAGGACGAGCGCAUAGCCCAGCUCGAGCGCGAGCUGGCCGACCGCACCGACUUCCGUGCCGAAUGGGAGACGAUAGCAGCACGUGACGAGGAGCUCCGGACACUGCGGCUGCAGGUGCGUGGGCUCAAGGAGCGAGUCAGCACGGCGACGCGAGCCGAGGGCGUGACCACCAGCGACGAGGUGCUUGCCGGCGGCAUGGCCCGUCUGGCCAACGGGCUGCAAAACUGGGUUAUUGUGCACUUUCGGCGUGCGAAGCUAGCACAUCCAGACGACUGCUAUGAGCUCACUCAGCUCGUCCCCAUGCACGAGCUUUUGCGCCACUCGGCCAAGCUGCACCUGCUGCAGUCUGCCGUCGCACGACUGCUGGUCGACCACGUCUUUGCAGCUUACUACGUCGGCCUGUCGUCCGAGCUGGCUGCCCAGCUGUCCCAGAUCGAGGCGGCUCUGCUGUCGUAUGCCGGCUCGGCCGGACCCAUCAACCAGUGGCGUGCCCUCACCCUGGCCAUUGUCAGUAGAGAUGCCGCCAAGCAGCUGCCGCCAGAGACGGAUCGCCUGAUCGACGAUGUGGUGGGGCGCAUCAGCAGUGUCCUGGAUAGGGCCACGACCACAACGACAACCACGUCCACGGACGAUCGCAAUCAGGCCUUGCGCUUGCUCGUCGCCGGUGCCGUCGAUCUGUCGCGCCUCCUCGUCGCCCAGCGGGCCGUCUUUCGCAUCUUCAUGCCCAACCCGACGCCACACCAGCAGCUGCUCUUCGACCCGUCCACGAUGGAGGAUCUAGGCUGCGAGGAGGACGAUGACGACGGCCUGGCUCGGCGUGAAGUCGCCUUCCUGGCCUUUCCUGGCAUCAUCAAACACGGCGACGAGACGGGCGGCCAGCUGCAAUAUCGCAACGUCAUCUGCAAGGCUCGUGUCACCUGCGCCCGGAAGGAUGAAGAGUCUCAACAAGGAAAAGAAUAA